UUAUGGUUUAUAAUGCAACUCAUUUCGGUUUGAUUAUGAAUCAUAAUGUAAUUGUUUGAUUCACAACCAGCUAGCCUCGUUGGAUAAAUGGACAACUCGUGAUGUAAAAACCAUCGUUUUGCAACUCGUUGCAUAAACAAAAUCUACAGAAUAUGAUGUAACCAUUCCAUCUUAAACAUUCUGUAGAUUGGAUGCUCAAUUUACUGUUAUCCUGUUAUCGAGAUUCUGUGGGAAAAUUCGUAAAAUAGAGACAUUAUCAAUCAUGGUGUCAUAAAGUGUAGAACUGAUUCUCUGUUUCAUUGAAACAUGUCCAAAUUAUGCAGUAACCCAUUUCAACAGACACUAGUUCUUUAACCCGAGAACACGAAAUUCCUGACACCAAACAGUUCGCAGGCAUGGAAACGGCGUCGUUCGCACUUCACCGGCCAGGCCCAGACAAUCGAACUUGCAAACAUUGAACAACGCAGCACCAGCACCGCAUCGUUUGACGAGGGUGAAAAUUCGGCCCCGUUUCAUUCUACGGCCAACCAUUGAACUCUGAAGUUGAAGGUAACUGUUUGUGUAGUGGCGUUGAGUAUUUUCUCCCAAAUGAAAAACAUGGAUGCGGUUCUGCUGGAACGUGAGCGGGUCCUGUUCCGGAUGAAUGAGGAAAUCAACGCCAAAUCGCGUGGAUUUUUCGAACUCAACGAAAAUGCCAGUUGGAUGAGCACCAAGAGACGAAUGAAGAACAACAUCAGGAAGCUGAGCAAUCCGCAGUCGAUCCUGUCGGAUUCGUCGACGACUGGUUCCAGUGAUGGGGGCAAUAACAAGGAAAACGAUUGCGACCAGACAAGUCCUUCGGAUGCGGAAACUGAAUUCAAUGAUAGCGCGACACAAUGCACAGAAGAAAAGUCGUUGGACAGCGAAAAAGAUUGCGGUUCGUCAGUAGAUUUUCCGAAGGAUGAGCUACAGCUCGUGAAGCCAAGUGAGAAAAAGAUAAAUAAUAAAGCCGUUGCCAAGCAGGGUUUGGCGGUUUCGGCCGGUGCGAAGAAUGUGAACAAGAAUAUGGCCGAUGUAGUACCGAAAGUGCUGGAAAAAAAGAACAUCAGUUCGGAAGGGUUGAUUAAGUUUCUAAAGUCAAAGGUUGCAAUCGUACAAACUGAGCUGGAAUCCGUGCAGAAACAGAACGAAGCGAACGUUAAAGAUUUAAAUUUGGCGCUUGAUCGGUUGAAACAGUUGGAAAACUUUAAAGAGCAACUGUUGACGAAAAACGCUGCCCUGGAGCGCACGGUUAAGAAAUUCGAAGAGCGCAAUUUAGAGUUGGACAAGCAAGUGAAGGAAAAAGAAGUCCAUAUAACUAAUGCCGCCAAAGAGUUGUCCACUGCUCGUACCGAGAUACGCUGUCUAACCCAGAACAAUCAAAAUUUGGAGAAAAGACUGUUCAAAGCACAGGAAGACAUCGACAGCUAUAAGAUCAAGUUGAACAUUGCUAAUGAUGCCGAAAAGGAGACACGCGACGGAGCACGCCAAGAGCGGCUGACCUACGAGAAGCAAAUAAAACAACUGAGGAAACAAAGAAGUGAAGUCCUGGCGGACUACAAAAAACUCCUGAUGGUGGUCGACCAGAUGAAGAAGCAAAAUUUCCAAACGGACCAGGAACGUCUCAUCAGUGACUUCGAGAGGGACUACUUUAGACAUUUGGAUGAUGUUUCCUCAUGUUCGCUACCACAAUGAAAUGAAGUUGACAUUUUUGUAGCCAAGUCUUAUAGGAUUUUAUGUGUUUUUGCGUGUUCUGAGUGGUAGAGUAAAAAGACUCGAACUGAUCAACGAUGGUGUCACAUUUUCUGGAAAUGGUAUACCGAUGAUUUUCAUUCAAGGAAAUGUAAUACCACUUGAUCAAUUAGUAACUUAGUGUGUGAUAAUAUUAUGCAUAACAGCUCUGGAGUAGAUUUUGAAUUGAAUUUUAAUGACUAUAAAUAGCUACGCCUAUGUAACACGUGCGUGAGCAUAUUCUUAUCCAGUAAGAGUUCGAUUAAAUGCUAGAAGCCAAAAGAUUGCUUAGAAUAUUUUUGAUAACAAUGUUUCUAUGAAAUCAAAAUUAAAUUUAAAAAAAAUGUA
This is a messenger RNA of Aedes albopictus (Asian tiger mosquito), 2097 nucleotides long. RefSeq lists its product as uncharacterized. The transcript is spliced from 4 exons. Bases 589 to 1713 code for a protein of 374 amino acids. Lineage: Eukaryota; Metazoa; Arthropoda; Insecta; Diptera; Culicidae. The record is from RefSeq and is a predicted model, not a curated record.